Condylura cristata (star-nosed mole) is the source of this 711-nucleotide messenger RNA. It is a transcript of the gene RSPO4, whose product is annotated as R-spondin 4. The coding region runs from base 1 to 711 and encodes 236 amino acids. The record is from RefSeq and is a predicted model, not a curated record. NCBI's taxonomy places the organism in Eukaryota, Metazoa, Chordata, Mammalia, Eulipotyphla, Talpidae. The transcript has 5 exons.
AUGCGGGCGCCACUCUGCCUGUUGCUGCUGGUCGCCCACGCCGUCGACAUGCUGCCUCUGAAUCGCAGGAAGAAGCAAGUGGGCAUUGGUCUGGGCGGCAACUGUACGGGCUGUGUCAUCUGCUCAGAGGAAAACGGCUGCUCCACCUGCCAGCAUAGGCUCUUCCUGUUCAUCCGCCGGGAAGGCAUCCGCCAGUAUGGCAAGUGUGUACACGACUGUCCCUCCGGCUACUUCGGCAUCCGCGGCCAGGAGGUCAACAGAUGCAAAAAAUGUGGGGCCACGUGUGAAAACUGCUUCAGCCGGGACUUCUGCAUCCAGUGCAAGAGGCGGUUUUACCUGUACAAAGGAAAGUGCCUGCCCACCUGCCCACUGGGCACCACAACCCAGCAGAAGACACGGGAAUGCCAGGAUGUGUGUGAGCUGCGCCCCUGGGGCAGCUGGAGCCCCUGCACCCACAAAAGGAAAAUGUGCAGCUCGGCCUGGGGCCUGGAGACCCGGGUGCGAGAGGUUAGCCGGGCUGGACGGGAAGAGGCGACAACCUGCCAGGUGCUGUCCGAGUCACGGAAAUGUCUCAUCCAGAGGCCCUGCCCUGGAGAGAGAAACCCCAACCAGAAGGACCGGAAAGCCCGGCGUCUGCGCAAGGACAAAAAGCUGGACCGGAAGUUGGAUGUGAGGCCUGGCCCACCACCGCCGCCCUGGCCGCCGGCCUGA